Molecule: messenger RNA, 2325 nt
Organism: Colletotrichum orchidophilum
Lineage: Eukaryota; Fungi; Ascomycota; Sordariomycetes; Glomerellales; Glomerellaceae
Exons: 2
Coding region: 1-2325 (774 amino acids)
Source: RefSeq, a predicted model, not a curated record
AUGGCCGGUCUUGCCGGUUUACUGUCUGCCGCGGCUCCUCUUAUAUCUUUCAACUUCGUCGUCGCGGAGGCAGCCAAGGCGGCACAGGUUUCUACAUCACCAGCACUUCAGCUUGCACAGGUGGCAGCAUCCGUACCAAAGCCAGCAGCAACACCGUUGUCAUCAACACCACUGUCAAAUCCACGGAGACCUGCCGCGCCGGCCGUAGCACUAGCAACUUUGGCCUCUCAAAACCCCUCAAUAGCAAAAGCGGGUGUCCCGCCGCUUGCUGGUCAGCUUCAACUUCCACAAGUCAUUGUUGAGACCAAUUAUGUUGUGUACACCCAGAUAAAGACCGCUGCGCCGUCAUAUAUCACUGUUACACAAACCAUACGACCGCCGCCGCCACCACCGCCUCCUCUUCCACCUCCACCACCGCCUCCUCUACCACCUCCUCCAAAGCAAGCACCUCCGCUGUCACCUCCUCAGCAGGUACAGCCUCUAUCUCCUCCAAAGCAAAUCCAGCCUUCGCCGCCACCGAGGCAAAUUCAACCUCCCGCACCACCAAGACAGAUACAAGCUCCUUCACCCCCGAAGCAAGUUCAACCUUUACUGCCGCCAUACCAGGUCCAACCCCCUUCACUGCCGAAGCAAAUACAACCCCAAACACCCCCUAAACAAGUUGAACCACCGAGACCUCCAUCUCGGCCACCUCCUGCGGCUAAAAGUCCAGGACCGAAUGCGGUGCCUCUUGUAAUCCCCGCCCCAUUAGUAGUGCCGGCACAACCAUCAUCACCAUCAAAACCAACACCAGAUAUCACGGCCCCGUUGGCUGCUGCCUCACCUUCACCGGCACCACCGCCAGUUCUCAACCCCAUGGAUGCCCCGGGUCCAGAGAGGGGUGGCUCGCCCAAUCCGAACCCCAACCCUCAGGCUCAGGCUGGCCCUCCAGGUGGUCCUCCCAUGGGGCCGCCCGAUCCGGCGAGUGGUGCGUUUCCAGGUGGUAUACCGAACAAGAAUAUCGACUUGCCCGUCACCAUUAUGUUCAUGGUACUAUUCAUGCUUGGGGCCUACGUUCACUUGACCAUCUACCGGAGGAACGCCAAGCGUGGCCACAAGUUCCUAAUCUCGGAUAUUGUCUUCGACUUCUGUAUGAUCCGAACGGUGACUUGCAUCUUCCGGAUUACCUGGUCGAUUGUGUCGACGAGAGGGGUUGUAUUGCUGGCGUUGAUCACUGAAAAUGGAGGUGCUGCCCUUCUGUUUGCUGUUAAUAUCUUCUUCGCGCAGCGUCUGUUACGCUCAAUCCACCCCAAGGCAGGAUGGUGCACCGCGUUCAGCCAGUUCAGCUUGAUCUUGCUCUUCUCGGUUCCAGCUUUCAUCCUCCUCAACAUGACGUCGACAAUUGUCGCCUUCUUCAGCGUCGGCAACGUGGAUCGUCUGGAGACGACUGACGAACUGCUCAAAUUCGGAAGUUCAUGGAACACCUUUCUCUCCACCUUUCCUGUCCUUGUUGUGAGCGGAUGCCUGUCUGUGCCAGGCCCUAAACCUGAGAAGUUUGGUUCUGGCUCACAGAGGGUCAAGGUUGCUCUUCUCUACCUGGGAUCGUUUCUCUUGAUCACCGGACAAUCUAUCCGUCUGUUUGCCGUCUUCAAUAAGGAAUUACCAGGAGCAACCCCGAGCGUCAUCUAUGGCAAAGCGGUGUUCUACACUACCGGUUUCUUUUUUGAGCUCAUCGUUGUCGCCCUCUAUGCUGUCAUGCGAGUUGACCUCCGGUUCCACAUCCCCAAUGGAGCUAGCGGGCCCGGGGACUACUCCGGCGACAGGGACAAGGGUAGCUACUCGGUUGAAGAGAUUGAGCGGCUCAUUGACGAUUUGGAGGUACCACACCAGAUUAUGCGUGAGAGAAAGGGUCCAGAAGACAUGGAGAUGGUAUUUACCAUCUUCUUCGCCACCAAGAACGCCGAGAAGGAUAAGGAGAAGAAGGAAGCCGGAGGAGAAGGAUUAGACGAAACGUCAUCUGGCUCCAACGCCGAGGACGCAACGUUGCCAGAGAGGCCGAAGAGAGUCACCAGAAGGCAAACGCUCAUCGACGCUAUCAACCGGCCUCCGCGGCUGCCCAGAACACCGUCGGCGUACCCAGAUAUUCCGGACAUGUAUGCCCAGAUGGGUGAGCCAGAGUUGCCGCCGCCGCCUAGACGCCCUACGAGGCCGUCCAUGUAUUCUCAGUUUGACAAUGGGCAAGCGUACGACGCUAGGGCCGAUGUGGGGUAUCAGCAGUAUUGGGGUGCAUCGCCGCCUUACGGAAACGAGAAGGAGGGCAUGAGAAGCCAAGACUUGAGACGGUGA